UACAGAGCAUGGCCUCUCAGGGCUGCGCCAUCUUCCAGCAUGUCAGUGUGUUCACCAGCCCGGCAGCUCCCUGAAUCUUACUGUUCAAGUGUUUUUCUAACUCGAUGUGUAGCCCCCUUUCCCACCCUACAGGUGGGGUGUGGGUAGGGCUGGAAGUUCCCACCGUCUAAUCACAUGUUUGUCCUUUCUGGUGACCAGCCUCCAUCAUGAAGCUGUUUAGGAACCCUGCUAAGUCACCUCAUUAGCAUCAAGUCAGGUAUGGUGGGAAAAGGCUUGUUAUGAAUACCGAAAGAAUCCAACUGCAUAAUUCAGGAAAUUUCAAGAGUUUGAGGAGCUCUGCGCCAGGAACAGGGAAGAAGGACCACACUGUGAUGUACUCAGGUUCAGGAAGCCACGUGAGUGCGUAAAUGGAGCUGGGAUAGGUGACCGUCUCUCAGAUUAAGCUGGUUCCAUUUUGAAAGUUUCUCGAUUUUCCCUGUGUGUCAAAGAUUAUACUCUUGAUAUAUGAAUCACCAAAAUGAAGACUGUUUCUCCUGAAUAUUUCCCAUCAGUUUAUGAGCUUUAAGGCUCCUAUAGGACUAUCUAGAAGUUGUAGGAUCUCUCUCCUUCCCCUGCUUUAUUCCGGUUGAAGUUUUAUGUUUUUCUUCCAAAAAUCUUUAUUAUGUGGUAUUUGAUACAUUAAUUUAAUCAACACAUAUUUACUGAGGACCUAUGUGUCAGGACUAUUCUAGGUGUAAGGGAUACUUCAGUGACUAAAAUGGACUUCCAGCCCUUUUGGAGCUUAGAUUCUAGUUAGAGAAGGUAAGGUGGGGGUGGAGGUAGACAAUAACACAGUAAAGAAGGUAGAAGGUGACAUACUAUGGAAAAAACAGGACAGAGAAGGGGGAUUGGGAGCCUAGUGGUGGGAGCUGCAGUGUUAGAUGAGUGAUCGGGGUCAGCCUCAUUGAAAAGGUGAUAUUUAAAGAAAGAUUUGAAUACAGAGGGCUGUUAGCCAAGUGGCUGUCUAGGGGAUGAGUGUUCAAGGCAGAAGCAAGCGCAGCGGGUACCCUCACGUGGGGACUUAACUUGCCAUCUGGAGGAGUGGGAGAGAGCUCAGCGUGGAAGGACGCAGUGAGGUUGGAGAUGGGGCGAGGAGCCAGACGUGGGCUUGGUAAGCCUUCGCAGGACUUCGGCUUUCGCUCUCAGAGACCCAUAUUGUUCUGAACGGGGAUGGCCCGUGAUCUGAAUUACAUUUGAAAACCUCUGACUGCCUUGUUUAAAAUAGACUGGGGGCGGGGCAGAGUGGAGAGUGGGACACUUGCUAGGGAGCUGCUGCAGAGAUCCCGGGGAGGGAUGCUGGUGGCCUGGACUAGGGUGGCGGUGGCGGGCUCGUUGGGGACUGGUUGGCUUCUGGAUCUCUUGAUCGUGGAGCCGAUGUUGGCGUUCUCGUUUAUAGAUAUGUAUGACUUGGAACCUGCAUCUGAAUUAGGAGAAGAUUUAUUGAAACUUUACGUGAAACAUUGUUGCCCAGAUAUUGAUGUUCAUGUUGAUGGAAAAAACUUUAAAGCCCACAGAGCCAUUUUAAGUGCCAGAUCUAGUUACUUUGCUGCGAUGCUGAGUGGCUGUUGGGCUGAAAGCUCCCAGGAGCACAUUACUCUUCAAGGUAUAAGCCAUGUAGAAAUGAAUGUUAUGAUGCAUUUUAUGUAUGGAGGAACCUUGGACUUUCCAGACAAAGCUAAUGUUGGUCAGAUACUCAGUAUGGCUGAUAUGUAUGGACUAGAAGGAUUAAAAGAAGUAGCAAUCUAUAUUUUAAGAAGAGAUUACUGUAAUUUCUUUCAGAAGCCUGUUCCCAGAAGGUUGGCAUCUGUACUAGAAUGCCUGAUUAUUGCUCAUUCAGUUGGAGUGGAAAGUCUUUUUGCUGACUGCAUGAAGUGGAUUGUAAAGCAUUUUGCAAGAUUUUGGUCUGAGAGAAGCUUUGCAAGUGUACCUCCUGAGAUUCAGAAAAGUUGUCUUAAUAUGUUGAUUCAGUCCUUAAAUGAUAAGAAUGCUGCUUUUCUUCUGAUGGAAAGCGACAGGCUGAUCGGCAGUUUACCCAGAGUGAAGUGGACAGACGCAGCACUGGCUAUGGCAUCCCAGCUCCAGGAAGAGUGUAUUGCGUUUAUUACAGGAAACUUCCCCAAGAUCAUUCAGAGUGAAAAUUUUGCUGUUCUCUUACAGUCACAAGCAAUGAGUAGCACAGCUGAUCUGUUGGAAAAAAUUUUAAAAGCAAUUGAAGGAAACAUCACCACCGAGAAUAGCUGCUCUCUUCUUAUGGCUCUGGACACGUUACUGAGCUCUGACAGUACAAAGGAAAUGGGUUUUACGUGCAAGAUCCAGGCUCUGCGUGAUAAGCUGUGGAUCUUCCUGGUUCAGUCUUUCUAUGCUGUUCGUCACACAGAAAGCUGGAAGCUGAUGAGCACAGAUGAUCAACAGAAAAUCCAAGCAGCUGCAUUUGACAAAGGUGAUGAUCGAAGACUUGGCAAAAAGCCUGUAUUCAGCAGCUCUCAGCAAAGGAGACAAGUUUCUGACUCUGGCGUUGUAAAGAACAAACCCUGGAGAGGAAGUAACGAGAAGGGGUAUCGCAGUUAUCCCUCUACUGACCAGAAGAUGAAAUCUGACGGAUUAGGAGCAUCUGGACAUUCAUCAAGUACUCACAGAAAUUCUAUAAGCAAAACUUCAAAACAUGAUGAUUUAAAGGAAAAAGAUGGUACAAAAAUAGCACCUAAGAGCACAAAAGAAUCAAAAACUGUGGGGAAAAGUGCUGCUGGAAAGCCCAAAGCUACAAUAAGGCCCCAAACAGAAAAUGGUGAUAACGCAAAGUCAGCCAACAUGUCACCCAGACAAGCUGUAGAAAGACCUGCAACAGCAGCAGCGAACGGACAGAAGAAACCAGUCAAUGGAACAGGAGUGAGAAAUCAGGAAGGGCCGAUCACAGGUGCCAGGCCCAAGGCAGCUGCCGGAAACGCCAGCGUGCCAGCCAAAGCAAAGCCUCCGAAGAAAGCGACAGGCAAAGGUGCUCCAAGCCUCGGGCCUGCAGGACCCUCCGGCAGAUCUGCAAAUCCACGUGUGGAAUUACCGACUUCCACGGACUGUCUGGAUGAACCAAAAGCAAACGGAUCAAUAGAAGAGAAGCCUUCCGGCCACAGACUUCCCUUCUGCGAAGCUCCAGCACAGACAGCACAAAGCAGUGGAGAAGGUAGCACAACCUCCGCUGCAGCAGUAAAAUCUCAACCUGUUUCAAAAGUUACCAAUGGAACUUCCAAUAGAAAGAGCGUUCACGAACAAGAAACCAAUAUAACUAACAGUGUGUUAAAGAAGGUCACCAGCAAAGGAUGCAGUGACCCAGUGCCACAGGCACUUCUAAAGAAGAGAGGAAAUGGCAGUGGGUGUGCUGCUGCUCAGACGAGGACAAAGAACACCCCGCCCAAUCUUGCCAAAACUCAAGGCUCCCAAGGAGGAUCACUACAUUCAGUAAAAUCUUCGGUCUCUUCAAGGCAAUCUGAUGAAAAUGUGACAAAACUGGACCACAGUACAACUACAGAUAAACAAACACCUAAGAGAAAAAUUGUCAAGCAAGGACAAACAGCUGUGCCUAAAAUGAAUGCAAAAAUAGUAGCAAUGCCUAAAAACCCAAAUCAAUCUAAGAAAGGUGAAACUUCGAAUAAUAAAGAUUCAAAACAGAAAACACUCCCUGGACAGGUUAUAUUGAAGACUCAGCCUUCUUCUCAAAAACCUUUAAAAAGUGAACCAUCUGUUGUCCAAAGAAGUGUGCCUCGUGAUGUCCGUGGCGACAACAGCACAGGCACUGUUCCAGAACAGAAGCCUCAUGAACCUGCAAUGAAUCCCGCAGCCGACAUCAGUGGCACAGAAGCGUUUCCAUCAUGCAGACCCGACCCACAAAAGCCACUAAACAAGCAAGAAAAACAGAAGUUGGUGUUAGAAUGCCAAAAUACUUCAAAUCAGGAUAAGUCAAUGAAACAUGAACUGGAAUCAAAACAGAUUCCUUCAGAUAAAUGUGAAACAAAUUUUUCUGGUCACAAAGAAACAGAUCAUUGCAACACAGCUAAAAUGCAAUGUCAUUCUGAUGAGAGUGAUAAUGUAGAUCCAAAAUUACACAGCACCACUGCCCUAAAAUCCAUGAUUUCAAAACCAGAUGAAAACUCUUUGAACUCUAAUCCAGUUUAUGACUUAGACUCAACAAAUGUAGAGCAAAUUCAUUCAGUAUCAGAUAGGGAGAAGCAAGUAGGGAGAAAAGAUACAGACAAAAAACUGAACAUUAACUGUGGGGAAAGUAUUUUACCUUGUGUUCCCGAAAAGACAAAUGGUACCUUAAAUUCUGAUCAAGAUGACAGAAAAUCUAAAAUUCAUGCAGAAGAACAGACAACUCCUAGUCAGCUGUCUGAUGACUCUGACAUGACUGAAGGCAAACAUGCUACUGUGGACUCAAAUACUUCCUCCAGCUGUUUUUUGGAACAAAUACCAGGGAAAAAUUCUCCGAAAGAUAUGGAAACAACGGGAACUCCAGAGAACCAUGGAACUCCAGAAGCUCCAUUCAUGAGUCACUGGAAUUUGAGUGCCAGUGUUCUGCAUCAGAGGGAGAGUCCUGAAUCUGACACUGGCAGCGCUACAACAUCCUCUGAUGACAUAAAGCCCAGAUCUGAAGACUAUGAUGCAGGAGGGUCUCAGGAUGAUGAUGGGUCAAAUGACAGAGGUAUUUCUAAAUGUGGCACUGUGCUGUGCCAUGACUUCCUGGGAAGAAGUAGCAGUGACACCAGUACUCCUGAAGAAUUAAAAAUAUAUGAUAGUAACUUAAGAAUUGAAGUGAAAAUGAAAAAGCAAAGUAGUAAUGAUCUUUUCCAAGUUAAUUCGACAAGCGAGGAUGAGAUUCCUAGGAAAAAGCCGGAAAUUUGGUCUCGAUCUACAGUAGUUCAUCCUAGGGUAAGAGAAACCAUUCCACGAGGCAGUGUCCAGUUUGUUCAGGAGGGAGAUCAGGUUUCUUCCUCAGCAGAUGAAACAGAAGACGAAAGGUCUGAAGCUGAAAAUGUUGCAGAAACUUUCUCUACAUCUAACCCAGUGCCUCAGCAGUUUCAGGGAAUAAUUAAUUUAGCUUUUGAAGAUGCAACUGAAAAUGACAGUCACGAGUUUCGUGCAACUAAAACCUUUAAAAGGUCGGUUUUACUUUCCGUGGACGAAUGUGAAGAACUGGGAUCUGAUGAAGGGGAGGCCCCCGCUCCCCGUCGGCCUUCUGCGGAGUGCCUGUCACCUUCCGAUGUUUUUGAGAGCGAUUCUCAUGAACAUCAUGGAAGGACCUGCUAUUCCAGGCUCUCACAAGCAAGUGAAGGUAGUAUCUUAGAAUGUUCACAAGAUAAAAGCAAUAGUGUAUAUAAGAACAAAAGCUCUCCCAAGGGUCUUAGUAGCACUGACUCUUCAAGAAAAGAUAAGCAGAGUGCUUCAGCCACAGAGAAAAAGAGCACAACAAAUGUCCUGUCCAAAGGAGGCAGACAGCUUCCUCCAGAAUAUAAAAAAGUAAACAGUGGUAGCCAUGUGGAUAAUGACUUUCAGCCAUGCAGCAGACUUUCAGAGAGUGACGUAAAAUCUCAAGAAAGACCAUGUCAUCUGGAACUUCAUCAAAGAGAACCCAAUUCUGACAUACCAAAGAACAACUCUACAAAAUAUCUGGACUCCUGUCGGAGUCAGGUUCUGCCUCAGGAAGGUCAAGUGAAAGAGAGCCAUUCUGCAGCUACCGAAAAAGCUAAUGUUGCUUUAUCUGCAGGAGACAUAGAUGAUUGUGACACACUGGCACAAAUCUACAUGUAUGACCAUCGGCCUUCAAAAACCCUGUCUCCAAUAUAUGAGAUGGAUGUAACAGAAGCAUUUGAGCAGAAAAUGGAAUCAGAAACACACAUUACAGACGUGGAUUUUGAAGAUGAGCAACACUUUGCAAAGCAAGAUUGGACACUAUUAAAGCAACUGCUCUCUGAACAAGAUUCAAACUUAAAUAUUAUAAAUUCUGUUCCUGAAGACUUAAAUUUAGCACAGUAUCUAAUCAGUCAGACACUACUUUUAUCACGAGACAGCUCAAAACCUCAGGGUAAAGCGUAUGUUGACACUUUGAACAGAUGGAGCGAACUAACGUCUCCAUUCGAUGAGUCCUCAGCAAGCGCCACCAUGGCGAGUUUUUCCUCUGAAGAGUGCUCCCCCCGAGGGGAAUGGACAAUUCUGGAACUGGAAACUCAGCACUAAGCAUAUUAACACUUUGGAAAAUGUUAAACUCUACCAUGCCUUUAUUUUUUGAUGCUUAUAUUCAAAUGAUAAUUACAUUAGCCAGAGAUAGACUAUCCUUAAUAAUUGGAGUCUUUCCAGUUUAUUGAAGUAAACAUAGUUUGUUUAUUAAUAUGAUAUUAAAUGUAGAAAAAAGUGUUUUUCUAAAAAUUUUGAGCAUGUUUUCUAUAAUCAUUAGAGAAAUUAGAAGACUUGUAAGGAAACUUUUGCUUCAGUUUUUCCUUCCUAACUGAUCAUCUGUUUAACUUGUUUACCAGUCAAAAAUUUAAAAUGUGAAUGCACAAGUAAAACAGUCUCUUUACUUUUUGCUCUGCAUAUGGUAACAGUAAUUUAACAAUAAAACUUCCUGUGCUUGUGUCAAUUUA
Vicugna pacos (alpaca) is the source of this 6665-nucleotide messenger RNA. The record is from RefSeq and is a predicted model, not a curated record. Lineage: Eukaryota; Metazoa; Chordata; Mammalia; Artiodactyla; Camelidae.